Drechmeria coniospora is the source of this 2109-nucleotide messenger RNA. RefSeq lists its product as uncharacterized. Lineage: Eukaryota; Fungi; Ascomycota; Sordariomycetes; Hypocreales; Ophiocordycipitaceae. The transcript has a single exon. The coding region runs from base 1 to 2109 and encodes 702 amino acids. The record is from RefSeq and is a predicted model, not a curated record. Gene Ontology annotation, molecular function: acetyltransferase activity; zinc ion binding; DNA-binding transcription factor activity, RNA polymerase II-specific. Gene Ontology annotation, biological process: regulation of DNA-templated transcription.
AUGUCCGCCUUCACCGCCCUGAACGGGGGCUCACCACGAACGGCGGCACCGCCCCAGCCGGUUGAGCCCGCCGGAAGGAAGACCGUACCCCACGAACGUCCUCAGGGUAAGGUGACGGUGGAGUCGAGAGACCUGCCGGAACUUUCUCGCCAUCGGACCGAGAGCCUGCAGAAGCCGGAAAGGACGGCAUCGGAGCCAAACUACGCCGACGUGGACGGCUCGCACAAGCGCAAACGCUCAAGCUCGGAUGACGCGAACAGCCCGUCUCCCGCUCGAGAGCAAGCGCCCACCGGCAAAGGACGUCCGAGUCCACCGAGGGAGCAUCGGCAUGCCGGUCAUGGACGCGGAGAAGGGGAAGCCGUGCGGCUUUCUCGCCGCGGACACGACGAGCACGGCGUGCCGGGGAAGCGGCCGACUUCGACGACGAACUCGACCGCCCAUGGACGAGCAGACGAUCACGCCAACGAUACGCUGCAAAGGGCCAGCAGCCAGCUUGAUCACAGCGACUACAGCCAGACGAGCCCCGACGGCGAGGACAGGUCCAUGUCCGUCUACAGUCCCUUCCCGGGCGACCACCGGCAGGACCUGAUGCUUCAGCACGACCCCAAGAAGCGGAAGCGAAACUUUAGCAACCGAACCAAGACCGGCUGCCUCACCUGCCGCAAGCGCAAGAAGAAGUGCGACGAGCAGAAACCAGAAUGUAGGCCCUCGCCGCCCGACGCCAUGCGCCGGCCCCGAAUUUUCCGACCCUUCGUUGCCUUUGAAUUCUACGCUGACGAUGCCCCAGGCAGCAACUGCAUCCGAGGCGGAUUCGCCUGUGCGGGAUACCCCGUCCAACGGGGGGGAACUGGCUGGCACAAGGCGGACAAGCAGCCGGCCACGAUACCGCUCGAGUCCAAGGAUCCCAGCUACGUCCCGCCCGGCGCCUACGGCAUGCCGCAGCAAGCCGCGUACGCCCCCCAACCGGCCAAGCGGGAACCCCUACCGCCCUAUCGCGGCCAGGCUCUCCGGAUAGACCCCCCUCAGGGCCGGUCUCUGGCGCUGUCCGACGACGACCGGCCGACGGCGUCGACCCUGACCGGCGCGUCCGUCACCAGCCCGGGCAUGAAGAUCUCGGCCGCUCCCUACACGCCCGCCAACGCUUUCCCGACACCCGUCAGCGCCAACACGCAGCCGCCGCCGUUCGCGGAGAGGAUGGCCAAAGACUAUCACCACGUGCCGUCGCUCCACGACAUGGCCAGAAGCGAAGGCGAGACGGCCCGGGCCGGAAAUCAGCUACCACAGAUAAACAUUCUCCACCCGACGCGGGCGAGCAGCCCGACGAGCCGCCCUCAGCAACCGGCGUCGAAUGCCCAGGUGGCCGCCCAGCUGGCCCUGUCGCACCCGCAGUUCCCGCAGAGGAGAACGCAGAAGGAGGAGAUGCUGUGCGGGAGGCAUUACUACCCCUUCGACAAAGAGCUCUGUCUGGAGCGCGAGCGGUGCGCCGUCGCUUGCUGGAGGUUCAACAACCUCACGAACCCGCCCUCCCACGGCGUGUCCCCCGAGGAGCGAGCCCGCUUGUUCCUCGAGAUACUGCAGCCUCGCUAUCCCGUACGGAUAUCGCCGAGCGAGGCUUCACCCGUGACCAACGUUGGGCGGGUCGGUCGCCACGUUGCCGUGGAGACCCCCUUCACCUGCGACUACGGCUACAACAUCUCGAUCGGCAACCACGUAGCCAUUGGCCGAAACUGCACCAUCAACGACGUUUGCGAGGUCAAGGUGGGCGACAACUGCGUCAUCGGCCACAACGUCAGCAUCUUCACCGCAUCCUUGCCCAUCGACCCCAAGAAGCGCCAGGGAGGGCAGGGCCCUCAGAUGGGCAAAGGCAUCACCAUCGAGCAGGACUGCUGGAUCGGCGGCGGCGCCAUCAUCCUGCCGGGCCGCAUCAUUGGAAAGGGGAGCACCGUCGGCGCCGGCUCCAUCGUCACCAAGGUUUGCUCCGCCCCCUCCUCCGCGCAUUUGCUUUGUUUUGCGUCGCCGGCUGACGGUCCCACCCAGGACGUGCCACCUUUCACCGUCGUCGCCGGCAACCCCGCGCGCGUCCUGCGUGGCGUUGGCGUUGCGCCGUAG